GAUCGCGAUUUAAUUCCUCCUUUCAGCCUAAAGAGGGCGCUAUACAAGCAGACCGCUAUAAAAAAAAAACUGGAACCACCAAACGGAUGAUCGUCGAUUCGUGAAACUUCUUUUGUUUUUUCGUCAAAAUCGUCUGCUUGUAUCGCUGAAACUGUAGAAUAAUCGGUUCUGUAACUUCGUUGGUUUAUUGUUUGUUGACAGAAGGUGCCUCCCAUUAAAUAUGGAGGAAACCUAUGAUGACGAAAGUGGGAGUGAAGGUGGCAGCACACCUGUCAUGGAUGAACACAGUGACGCUGAGGAGCAGGGUGAGGCUGAGCAGGGUGAAUAUAACCAGCAGAGCGACGCUGAAGAAAAUAGCGAAGUUGAAGCCAGCGACGCAGAAGUGAACGCUGGAGAUUUAGAGGAGGGUGAAUACGUCUCUGAAGGAGAAGGGGGUCGAUCAGACAACGAGGAGGUGGCUUCAGAUGGUGAAGUGGAAAGUGAGGACGACGGAGGAGAGCAACAGGAGCAACGAGAGAGUGACCAGGAGGCAGUAGAGGCUGAAGAGGGGGAAGAAGGUUAUCAGGAGGGUGGCGAAGAAGGAGAAGCGAGGGAGAGUGAUGGAGAAGAGGUGGAGACGGGGAGGAUAGAAGAUGAGGAAGAGGAGGUUGGAGCAGAGGAGGGGGAGGCUGAAGAUGGUGAGGUUGACUAUCAAGAUGCCUCGGAUAACGAGGAAGAGGAGGAACAAGGUGAGGUUGAGGAGGAUCAAGAUGGGGUAGAAGAGGAGCAAGAUGAAGGGGCGUAUGAGGCUGGAUCUGGUGAUGAGCAGCGAGGCAGCGACCAUGAGGACUGGGAGCAGGGGGAACAGAGUGAGGCAGAAGCGGAGACGAGAGAGGUUGGUGAGGAGGAGUAUGAACCUCAUGAGGACUACUCACCGGUAGGCUCACCGGGCGGGUCCCCGGAUGGGUCACCGGGCGUGUCCCCGGGCAGGUCACCCGUUGGGUCACCGCGCGGGUCGGAGGACGGUGUUGUCGAUGAAGACGUGGACAUGGAGCAUCAGGAAUUCAACGAUGAGGAUGAUGCCGAGAGGGACCAUGUGGAGAACAAUGCCGAACCUCAAGAGUAUGAGGAGGAUGAGAGAGGUAGUCCCGAGGCACAGAAUAAGGAAUGGCAGGAGGGUUAUCAAGAGGCAGCGACCUCACAAGAACAUGAAGCUGAUGCGCCUCAUGGUGAGCAGGAGUACGAGGAAGAGGGAGAGCGGUAUGAGGCACAGCAGGAUGAAGAGGAGGUAGACACAAGGAGGCAAACCACCUAUGAAGACAAUGAUGACAUGAUGGGCCCGGAAAGUCCAGAUCCUGAGCGACAGCAGACCUCAGAUGUUGAUGAGCCUUAUGAGCCUUAUGUUGAAGACGAAGACAAUGUGCCCUUAUAUGAUAACGAGGCCCCUGAGCAAGACGCAGCUGAAGCUGUAGAUUUCGUAGAGGCCGAGGAUGCUGCUGAGGGUGUGGUCGAAGUGGGUGUGGCCUACGAGGGUGUGGCUGACGGAGGUGAUGAAGACGCAGAGAUGGAGCAGCCCCACAGUCCAGCUGAAGCCCCCAACGAUACCUUGGACAGCGGGGACGAGAGUAAUGAAGAAGAGGCUGGUGUUGGGGAGCUCAUCGCGGACAUCUUUGGUUCCAGCGAUGAAGAAGAUGAUGAAGAAUUUGAGGGUUUCGGAGAGGCUGAGUUGGGACAGCCUGUUAAAAAGAAGCGAGCAGCUGUUCUAUCGAGUGAUGAUGAUGAUGACGAUGAUGGUGUGGAAGAUACCAUUGAGCAAGAGGGGGUUCCAGAUGAGGAGGAGGAAGAGGAGGGGCAAGGAGAAGGAGAGGAUGCUACUCCGGCUGAUGACGCGGCGGCGCAGGACUCAGACUCUGACGAAGGGGUUGUUGAUGGUGAUGAUGGGAAGUCAAAGGGGAGUUUUGUGUCGGACUUUGACCUUAUGAUGGAACGGAAGAAAGCAGAGAACCGAGCUCACAGAAAACGACGACGCGGCGGUGACAUCAUCAACGAUAACGAUGACAUCAUCGUUGCAAUGAUCAAACAAAUGAUGGAGGCAGCCAAGGAGGACAGACAGUUGAAUCAGCGACGGAAAGCUGCCACGAAAAAACUAACCAUGCUUCCAUCCGUCAAAUCACAGCUAAGAAAGCAAGAUUUACAGAUUGCGUUUCUGGAUUGCGGUGUACUGAAAGUAAUGAAGGAGUGGUUGAUGCCGCUGCCGGAUCACAGUCUUCCAAAUCUACACAUCAGAGAGACACUACUCAAAAUACUCAGGGAGUUCCCGCCGAUUGAUCAGCAUAUGUUAAAAACCAGCGGUAUCGGCAAAGCCGUUAUGUGCCUCUUCAGACAUCCGAAGGAGCUUAGACAUUGCCGAGAUCUAGCUGGGAGAUUAAUAAAUGAUUGGUCAAGACCGGUUUUUGGAGUCGAGGCAAACUUUCAUUCCAUGACGAAGGAAGAAAGGCAAGAGCGAGAUUUAGCGCAGCUCUCCGCAGUCAAGAAACGAAGAUUAAGUUCAACAGAAGGGACAACUGUCACGCCAAAAAGUAUAGAUACAGCACUUACGGGAGAAGAAAGAGCCUUGAGACCUGGUGAUAAGGGUUGGGUAGGCAGAGCUAGGGUACCUCUGCCCUCGACCAAGGAUUACGUCGUCCGACCAAAGUGGAACGUAGAGAGAGAAUUCUCAAAGAGCGGGAAAAAGGAGCCUACCAAACUGGACAAACAUCUGAAACGGUUUAAAGACGCCAAGGCACGGAGUAAGAACAAGAAUCCUCGAGCAAUCUCCAUCAGCAUUGAGGGAAGAAAAGUUGCUCUUUAAAAAUCUUCCGUUCAGAGUAGAUUAUUUACUUCUUGGGCAGGCUCCCUGUCUGCUGUGAAAUGGUUAUAGUACUAACGGAGGAAAUCUUCCGUUCAGAGUAGAUUAUUUACUUCUUGGGCAGGCUCCCUGUGUGCUGUGAAAUGGUUAUAGUACUAACGGAGGAAAGGGGCCAGGCUAUUCAAUAUUUCAUGCUCUACAGCAGUGGACCUUUUCUUUUGCGACAACGUCACAUCCCAGGUGUUCACCAGCUGAGGUUUGAAAACUACGGAAAGCCAUAAAUGCAAAACAAAAACAGAUAGCCACAGUUAUUGUCCCACAACUAUUCAAAUAGUGUUGAAUUUGUUGAAAACAAAGCAACCAAUGAUGGGAGGUGUUUUAUGUUAUUGGAAGUUUGCGGAGUGCAGACAAUAAUUUUGAAUUUGGUCAGAACAUCUGAUCACGAGGAUGAUUGUUUUGCUAACAAAGUUUUGUUAUUUGCUAAGCUGAAUUUGGUUGGGAACCAGCCAAGAGUAAUGAACAUUGCAUAUUUUUGGGGCAAAUGACUUAUUUCAGCUAGGCAGGGCUUGAACAGCCUCACAAAUUUGACUGAGUACUACUGUUAGAAUUCUUGAAUUGUGUUUGUCAAUUUAUUCCACAUUUUGAAUUUAUUAUUUUUUAUUUUAGAUUUCAGUCGCCAUAUUUUUGUUUUAUUUUCUUUAGGAGAACACUGAAGUUUUAAUUAAUUUGAACCAAAUUCAUAUUGAUUUUUAUCCCAUUAAAGACGCUGGACACUAUUGGUAAUUGUCAAAGACCAGUCUUCUCACUUGGUGUGUCUCAACAUAUGCAUAAA
This is a messenger RNA of Asterias rubens (European starfish), 3659 nucleotides long. RefSeq names its product protein IWS1 homolog. NCBI's taxonomy places the organism in Eukaryota, Metazoa, Echinodermata, Asteroidea, Forcipulatida, Asteriidae. The transcript is spliced from 15 exons. Bases 221 to 2830 code for a protein of 869 amino acids. Gene Ontology annotation, biological process: poly(A)+ mRNA export from nucleus. Gene Ontology annotation, cellular component: nucleus. The record is from RefSeq and is a predicted model, not a curated record.